UAUGAGUAGCAGGCGGAAGAGAAGGCAGCAACAGAGCGGAGAGAGAGAGGGAGCGAGUGAGCAGUGCAAGAUGUCAUAGCGGCACUGCUUUGUAAUCGUGUGUGAAGCUUUCAACGAUGUAUAGUGUACACGUACACUUCGGCGAUGCAAAAGUGGGAAGUGGAAUCGAAUCUUGCUUCCGAGUUUUACUUUCCCUGUAGGCGGAUUAUUAGGCACGGGUCUCUCAUAACAGAGGUCUGUUUUGAUUAGGUCUGCUUUCAAAGAAAUAAUAAUUGAUAAACUUGUAGAGUGGUAUAAAUUUUGUAUAUUUAGCUUGACUAAAACACUAUGGAGUACUGGAGGCAAUGCGCGCUGUGGCUGAUCAAUUGCAAGGUGCUUCCACCGACCCAUCGAGUAACAUGGGAGUCAGCUCAGGUAUUCGACUUAGCACAGACCCUCCGGGAUGGGGUCCUCCUGUGCCAGCUUCUCAACAAUUUGAGACCGCAGUCCAUAAAUUUGAAGGAGAUCAACUUGAGGCCACAGAUGUCACAGUUUCUCUGCUUGAAAAACAUCAGAACAUUCCUUUCUGCUUGCUGCGAGAUAUUUGCCAUGAAAAAGAGUGAACUCUUCGAAGCCUUCGACCUGUUUGAUGUUCGGGAUUUCGGGAAGGUCAUGGACACGCUAUCCAAACUCUCACAUACAAUGAUUGCACAGCAAACUGGAAUAAGGCCAUUUCCAACAGAGGAGAGUAUGGAAGAUGAAGAUAUCUAUAAUCAUUUGGAGGACUUGAUUGAUGAAAACGGAGUGGAGGAUGAGGAGGACCUUUAUGACUGUGUGUAUGAUGACGAUGAAGGAGGAGAGGUCUACGAGGAUCUGAUGAGGCCGGAAGCGGCGCCUCCACCGAAACAGGCUGAGAUGGACAUUCGGAGCUGCUGCCUCGGUGAGAUCAAACAGACGGAGGAGAAAUACACAGAGACGCUGGAGUCCAUAGAGAAGUUUUUCUUGAUUCCCCUGAGGAAAUUCCUAUCAGCAGUGGAAAUAGAGAAAGUAUUUGUUAAUAUUCCGGACCUUGUCAAAGUCCAUAAAAGCCUGAUGGUUGAGGUGCAAGACUCCAUCCUUAACAAGAACGCCCAUAACUUGUACCAGAUAUUCAUCGCGAACAAAGAGAGACUUCUCAUUUAUGGAAAGUACUGCAGCCAAGUGGAAAUAGCCAUAGCAAUUUUGGAUGGUAUCUGUAAAGAGAAAGAGGAUGUGCGAUUGAAGCUGGAGGAAUGUUCAAAGAGAGCAAACAACGGAAAGUUUACAUUAAGAGAUCUUUUGGUUGUACCAAUGCAGAGGGUAUUGAAGUACCACUUGCUCCUUCAGGAAUUAGUCAAACACACUCAUGAUGCAACUGACAAGAGCAAUUUGCGAACGGCACUCGACGCCAUGAAGGACCUGGCUCAGUAUGUCAAUGAAGUGAAGAGGGACAACGAGACCCUGCGUGAGAUUGAACAGUACCAGAAAUCCAUUGAAAACCUGAAUCAGUCGCUCCGUAACUAUGGGAGACCAAAGGGUGAUGGGGAGGUUCGAGUUACUUCUGUGGAUAAACGAGCAAAACAAGACAGGCAUAUCUUUCUGUUCGACGUGGCUGUGAUCGUCUGCAAGAGGCGUGGGGAUAACUACGAGAUGAAGGAGGUUAUCGACCUCCACAACUUCAAAAUCACCAACAACCCGACGACUGAUAAAGAAAAUAAAAAGUGGUCUUAUGGGUUCUACCUCACUCACAACCAGGGGCAGAGCGGCUUCGAGUUCUUCUUCAAAACCAAAGAGCUGAAGAAGAAGUGGCUGGAGCAGUUUGGCAUGGCAAUAUCCAACAUCAGGCCCGAGAACGCCUGCAGCAACUUUCACGAGUUCAGGAUGCACACCUUCGAGCGCAUCACAUCCUGCAGGGCGUGUGAUAUGCUGCUGAGGGGGAUCUUCAAUCAGGGGUACCUGUGCUCCAAGUGUGGGGCGGGGGCACAUAAAGAGUGUCUGGGGAGACUGGGGAGCUGUGGGAAAACCAGCCCGGAUUCCGGCACCCUGAGAUCGCAGAAAAAGGCAGACCACGGAAGACGGCAUGACCCAGGUUUGCCUAAGAUGCUGGCGACUCGUAACUAUCAUGGCGUCCCAAGCCCAGUGUGUGGACCCCCGUUGAACAUUCAGGCUGGGGACAUCAUAGAGUUGAUCUGCGCAGAUCUGCAUAGUUCCUGGUGGCAGGGAAGAAUACAGGCGAAGAGAGAAGUUGGCUUCUUUCCAAGUGAUGCUGUGAAGCCAUGCCCAUGUGUUCCAAAACCAGUGGAUUAUUCAGCACAGCCCUGGUUCGCCGGGCCAAUGGAGAGGCUCCAGGCGGAGGCAGAGCUCAUAAACCGCGGGAACAGCACCUACCUGGUGAGACACAGGAGUAAGGAAUGCACGGAGUACGCCAUCAGUAUAAAGUAUAACAACGAUGUGAAGCACAUCAAGAUCUUAACUAAGGAGAGCUGUUUCUACAUCGCAGAGAAUAAGAAGUUCAGGAGUAUUUUAGAGUUGAUAGAGUACUACAAGCAUCAUUCACUGAAAGAGGGCUUCAGAAGUCUGGACACCACAUUGCAGUUCCCCUACAAGGAACCAGAGAACGCAGCCAUGCACCGAACCAACAGGCCCGGGGGAAACAUGUUCACCCCGAAAGUCAUGGGCAUCGCCAUCGCCCGUUAUGACUUCUGCGCCAGAGACACACGGGAGCUGUCCCUCCAGGAAGGGGAUGUGGUGAAGAUCUACACAACGUCCGGCGCCAACGGAUGGUGGAGGGGGGAGGUUAAUGGCCGGGUGGGCUGGUUCCCCUCCACCUACGUAGAAGAGGGAGAAGAGUGAUGGACACGGGAGGCGGGGACACCCGGAACUCCGCCCUCGCCCCCCCCUCCUGCUGCUCUGCCCUCGAACAACUUUGGGGGGAAAAAAAAAGGAAAAGUGUGAGACAAUGCAAAAGAAAAAAAAAGAAGAAGCAACAACAAAAAAGGAAACGCCCCGGUUGGGCCGCUGGCUUUGCCGCGGCUGGGAAGCGCGGGGAGCUGCGCGCUAGCCCGCGCUGACAGAUUAAUGGCUAGCCUGCAGCUUUAGCGGCGAGAGGCUGCCAGUCUGCCUGUCAGCGGGGACCCGCUCGGAGCCAGACCCUCUGCCUCCCGGAAGAAGCUCACGCAUCCAGACAGCUUCAUUCCCCCUGUCACUCUCCCCGCCUGCCGGCUGCGGCAGCCCUGUCGCUGGUAAAUAUUUAAAUACAUCUCCAUCCCCAGCAAAGAGUCUCCUUGAUGAGUUGGAAUUAGGAAAAAAAAAAAAAAAAAAAAGCCCUUAGCUGUUUCAUUUUAGCCCCGCAAGACGCUUCCUCUGUGCUGACCUUGCCGGUGUCCUACUUACCUGUGUUAUUAUUGAUGACUUCAUCCUCCUCCCUCCCUCGCUCUCAGAGCGAAAGGCUGGGCGGCCAGCACGCUGUCUGCCACCUAAGCCUCUUUUCGGCACGCAUCGCGAUCGCUGCCCCGGACUCUGAAAUGCCCCGAAACGGCACGCGGGCCCGCAGAGAGAACGGGCGGGGAGCGCCGUGUCACGUGACCGGUUGAUUGCUGUCGUGUUCUCCGCCCCUCGUGUUUGGUUCAAUGUAAAGACGUUUACUGUUUUUUCUUUUCUUUUUUUUGCUGUACUUAUCUCAGAAGGCGCGUUGUUUGCUGUCACACGGCGUUUAUCUGAUUUUCAGAUAGCUGCGGUGUCAGCGAACAAGCAAAUACAGCCGCAACGCCGAGCAGCUUGUUGACAGAAAACAAAGGCGAUCGCUCCGUCGCUCUUGUAAACAAUUUGGGCCUGCAACUCGGAGAAGACUGCGGCUUUCCACUCCGAAGGGAUCUCAUUAGAUAUUACAGCCGGCACCUUCCUAAUCCAGUAAUGAGUAGGAUUUGUGCACGUUUGACAAAAUAAUUGCAUUGAACUGAGCAGGUGCAAAACACUGUCAUCGGAAUGAUAAAAAGUAAUAAUUAUCGAGUGGGUUUAAAAACCAGCUCAACGCGGCAAUUUGCGGGAGUUAAAUUUAGUGUUCAGGUGCAUAGUUAGGCUGGUAGAAGAGCAUCUGUCUGUUUUGCUUGUCUGUGUGAAUGGCAGAUUUUGAAAUGGGGUAAAACAGAACUUGACAUGUUAACGGCCAUUAAAUGUGCUGGGUAGGCAGGCAAAGCGGAGAAGAUUUACAUUAGACCUUUCCGUACUGGCUGCAGCCAUGCUAAAGUGGAAGGGAAACCUGAAGCCAUGGACAAAUUUGAACAAAUUCACACACGCAUACGACUGAAUACAAAACAACGUCACACCUGUGUCUCCAAGAAUAAUUUUCUAAAAUUAAUUUACCUUUUUAAUCUUAUGAAUGAGUCUUUUGAGGAUUUUGCAAAUGAAAAUAAAUGCUGACACUGAAAUAAGGGGAAGAUUGACUGUUCCAUUAGCAGUAGCCCCAGGGCGUUAGCAUGCCUGUUGUAUCCGCGGCUAAUCAUGCCAAAUUCAGAAUUAGAAUCCCAGUCACACGUUUCCUGUGGAAGUGCUGCCAACAGGAGCCGGAGUGAGCCCUUUUCCUUUGAGUUACAAUAUGUGACAGGUGCGCGUUGUUUUCUGUUGUUGGAAAACAGUAAGGCGAAGGCAAGCAAAGAGCAGUGCACAAAAGCCGGAUUUAACCCUCAGCGGCUUUGCGGAAACUUUAAAUAUAAUCGCGGCGCUUCGCUCGGGGCCGCUGGGAACGGAAUGCGGCUCGCCCUCGCUUCGGCGCGGUCUCCGCCGCCGUUCGGUUCUGCUGAAGGCCGCGUUCACCGCCCGUCCAGGAUUAAUAACUCCGGAGACAAAGGGUACCGUGGGCCUUCGCGUGAUGCACAACUGCUGUGGCAGAUUAAACAUCAUUCGGAAGCCGCUGCUGUGACAAGCUUGCACACAGGCAACGCUCAGCCGCUGAGGUUUAAUAAAGCGACAGAUCUCAGUUCACACAAAUGCUACAGGAGCGUGACGUGCUUCUCUCCAACGACGCCUUGACGCCGUGGUGACCAGCAGGCCGCAGCGGUCGGCGUCGAUGUUCAGAACCCCACGCAGACUAGAAUAACGCGCGUGCGGGCUGAGCGUGCUAAUGCACCGGGUGCUGCACGCUGGUGGCUUAACCUCAGCUUUUGCCAAGGGCCGGGGUACAUAGAUUGACACUAGAGAGAGCUGUUGGAAUGCUGUGAAAUUUUACCUCCCUUCCUACCCUGCAAUAAGACUGAGAGGCACUCCUAGCGAUGACUGAGUCCAGCAAUAGGUUGUUAGACAGUACUGCUCUGUCAAACCUUAUAUCUAUUUUAUAUCUACGUUGUUUAAUUUUUUCACCUAUACUUCCUGAAUAGUUGUUGCUGAGAAACGGGCAUGUUUCCUGUCUGGUACAGUUUGAGCUCUGAAAGUUAAAGAGGAAAACAAAUGCCUCGAAACAACAAUAUUGCAUUUCUACUUCCUGAAAGGAUUAUCUAUUAAGGACUUAAAUGAAAGGACUGGUCAGGUUGUUUUCGUAUUUAAUGAAAAAAUUGCUUACAUGCUUCUUAAUGUGAGUGUUCUGGUGUAAGUAUGCCCUUAUCUCCCACAGCGUGAAUUUCUGUGUUGCUAAAGCUGAUCAGAACAAUAUAUAUGCACUUGUGAAAAUGUUCCAAAUAUGCUGUUUGAUAGUCAGGUUUGCUACAAUAUAUGUGGUCAAGGAUGCCCAUUUAUUGAAUUGCUUAAAGAAAUGUAUUGAAGGAAUUUUUGUACUGGAUAUAACAUAUUGUGAACUGUGUUCAGUUUGUAUAUGAGAUUUUUUUGUAUCUUUUUCUGUUUUUGUACAUUUUAGAUUAAGUUAGCUGCUACAAUGCCUGCAGUUGUUUUCCCUAUUUGGGAGAAUGAAAAAAUUAUUUUAUUUUUUUUUAAUGUAUGAUUUUACCAUGUUAAUGAAGGAUUACUUGCAUUUUCAUUGCACACAAUGCUGCCUAGUUGCCACUAGAUGUCAGCAUUGAAAACAACACGGAUUCCUUACUUAAUUCAACAGCCGAUCCGAAGAGAACAAUUACGCCCAUCCACCUUAACUUGUACGUAAAAUAAUUGUUUCCACGGUCUUAUCUGAGAAAUAUUUGGGGUAAUUGUUUAACUUAUAUAAUAUUAUAUAUGAAUUUAUUACUAUUCAGCUUCAUUAAAUACUAUGUAUUGCCUUUUCACACAGUUUGCUCUCUACAAAGCAUUGAUCUCGGACUGUGUACUGAAAAAACCAUAGGCACUUGGCUGGUGUCUGAUGUAGCCAUCAGAACCCAUUUGCACCCCAGAUGUGAGGACUAUUUCACGAAUGCGGUUUCCCAAUAAUUGUCCAACGACUGGGACAAUCCGGUUUCUUACAGGUCACCAAUCAAAAUACAUGGCGUUUCGGACGGUCCAGCGGCCCCGCACACAGAGCUUAAGUAGCUUUUGUCGUUCGCUUAAACGCGGAGGCCGUCCGGGCGGAGCAGAGAUUAUCGCUGCCCGUUGAAGCGCUUCUGCUUUCACUCAGACGAGAGGCGCAAGAAUUGGUUUUCUAAGCUCCGCUCCGGUAAUCUGUUCACUUUCCUCUUCCCAGGAGAUGAACUCUGACAACAGGGAUUUGACAGCUUCUAUAUAUAUGAGGAACAUCCUCGCUGCAGACCACCUCUGCUCUAAUCAUCCUGUGAUCUCUAACCCCCGCAAAUGCCUGUUCUGUCACCGCGCUGCAUUGCUGCAGAUGCAGCCGCUCGCUGGUUAACUCUGUAGACGGACGAAAUCCACGUUUGGGGUGAGGGGGGUGAGGGGGGUGCAGCGUGUAACGUCUUGCACACCAGUAUUGAGGUGGGUGGUGGGUGGGGGGAGAAAGACCCAUUUUUGCUUCUGAUUGGAUUAAUUAUUUUGUCAGUGUUUACAUCAAUCGAAGCCUUGUCCCUGUUUCACUAAAGCCAUAUUUAGUCCGUAAGUCUGCAUUGUUCCUGUAUAAAAAAGCCUAUCCCAAUCAAUAGUUCCUCUGAUAUAUUGAACAGUGUAUUGAUAAUAUGUGCUCUUCCCUGAAGCCAAAGAUGUGUCUCUGCUCAUGGAGUUCAGAUACCAUGGAAACCUGCCAUGGCGACCUUAUGUGUUGCUGUGCAGUCCGAGUUUAUCACCUAUUGCUGUAUCAUAAUAAACUGUGAAUAUGUACAAAUCACACAAUAAAAUGUAUAUUGCUUUUUUUGUAAA
This is a messenger RNA of Anguilla rostrata (American eel), 7218 nucleotides long. It is a transcript of the gene vav3a, whose product is annotated as guanine nucleotide exchange factor VAV3. Gene Ontology annotation, biological process: intracellular signal transduction; regulation of GTPase activity; cell migration. Gene Ontology annotation, molecular function: guanyl-nucleotide exchange factor activity; protein binding. The coding region runs from base 328 to 2850 and encodes 840 amino acids. Gene Ontology annotation, cellular component: plasma membrane; cytoplasm. The record is from RefSeq and is a predicted model, not a curated record. Lineage: Eukaryota; Metazoa; Chordata; Actinopteri; Anguilliformes; Anguillidae. The transcript is spliced from 27 exons.